GGUGGUUACCAUAAACCUAAUUUCACCAAAGGUCCUUGCUACCCAGUCCUCAACACUUGGGAUGCGAGGUAGUUCAGGGAGCCAAUCGGAGACCAGGUUUUGGAGGGUGGAAGUGAGAGCCUCACACCUGGGCUCUGAUAAGUCCAGGCCUGAGUCCAGGACCUUGGCCUAGAGACCCUCCUCCUGACCGGAGCAUGGCUUGCCUCAGGCCUGGGACUUUGGCCCAAGGACGAGGAGAUCCAUAAAACCAGGCCCAGUUCUCAACCUCACAUCUGCCACAAUGCUGCUGCUCAGCCUGACCCUUAGCCUGGGCCUCCUUGGCUCCUCCUGGGGCUGCGGCAUUCCUGCCAUCAAGCCGGUACUGAGCUUCAGCCAGAGGAUUGUCAACGGGGAGAAUGCAGUGCCAGGCUCCUGGCCCUGGCAGGUGUCCCUGCAGGAUAGCAGUGGCUUCCACUUUUGCGGUGGUUCCCUCAUCAGCCAGUCCUGGGUGGUCACUGCUGCCCAUUGCAAAGUCAUCCCUGGCCGCCACUUUGUUGUCCUGGGCGAAUAUGACCGAUCAUCCAAUGCUGAGCCUUUGCAGGUUCUGUCCAUCUCAAAGGCCAUCACGCACCCUUUCUGGAACCCUACCACCCUAAACAAUGACCUGACACUACUGAAGCUCGCCUCCCCGGCCCAGUACACAAAACGAAUCACACCAGUCUGCCUGGCUUCUCCAAAUGAGGCACUGCCUGCAGGCCUCACGUGUGUCACCACUGGCUGGGGACGCCUCAGCGGCGUGGGCAAUGUGACCCCAGCACGCCUGCAGCAGGUGGCUUUGCCCCUCGUCACUGUGAGUCAGUGCAGGCAGUACUGGGGCUCACGUAUCACUGACUCCAUGAUCUGUGCAGGCGGCUCAGGGGCCUCCUCGUGCCAGGGAGACUCUGGAGGGCCUCUUGUCUGCCAGAAAGGGAACACGUGGGUGCUUAUUGGCGUUGUCUCCUGGGGCACCAGCAACUGCAACGUGCACAAGCCUGCCAUAUACACUCGGGUUAGCAAGUUCAGCACCUGGAUCAACCAGAUCAUAGCCUACAACUGA
Molecule: messenger RNA, 1075 nt
Organism: Panthera uncia (snow leopard)
Lineage: Eukaryota; Metazoa; Chordata; Mammalia; Carnivora; Felidae
Gene: CTRL
Product: chymotrypsin like
Exons: 7
Coding region: 281-1075 (264 amino acids)
Biological process (GO): proteolysis
Molecular function (GO): serine-type endopeptidase activity
Source: RefSeq, a predicted model, not a curated record